AUGUCGUCGGAGCUGUUCACGUCUGCACUUCAAUGGAUAAUGAAAUCACUCGCUUGGGAAGAGAUGGACGUCCAUGUUAAUGGAAGAUUCCUCUCGAACCUUCAUUUUACGGACGACAUAGUUUUCUUUUCGAGAAGUACCAAUGAAGCUGAAACAUUGCUCAAAGUAUUGAACGAAGCAGGGAAGAGAAUAGGACUGCGAAUAAAGAGAAAGAAGACACAGUUCAUGAAGAACGCCUACUGCGAGGACGGAGGAGUACAACUUGAAGGCUCCCUAAUCGUGGAAACUUCGUUGUUCUGCCUUGGACUUCUAUGA
Messenger RNA from Necator americanus (New World hookworm), 315 nucleotides. RefSeq lists its product as uncharacterized. The record is from RefSeq and is a predicted model, not a curated record. NCBI's taxonomy places the organism in Eukaryota, Metazoa, Nematoda, Chromadorea, Rhabditida, Ancylostomatidae. The transcript has a single exon. Bases 1 to 315 code for a protein of 104 amino acids.